Molecule: messenger RNA, 1268 nt
Organism: Porites evermanni
Lineage: Eukaryota; Metazoa; Cnidaria; Anthozoa; Scleractinia; Poritidae
Source: the annotation of a GenBank genome assembly
AUGUUUACAGUGUCUUUAAUAGUGCUGCAAGGCUACAACCAUUCGGACUUGGACGAGACGAGCGCACAGUUCUGAGAAAUUAAAGGAUAAUAGCCGUACUAGUUUGCGACUCGUCUGACAACCUACAAGACGAGACCGUGACUGACUGCCUAAACAACGUUUUUAGUAAGAACAACUGCAACGCGGACUUUGUUAGACGGAACACUCACAGUAACACUGAUUCCAACACUUAGACAAACGUCAACUCUGGCCCUGUUACGACAGCGACUAUACCGUACAUCAGGGGCACCUCUGAAACUAUUGCACGUAUACUACAACUGUACAAUAUACGUGUUGCACACAAACCAAUAACCACUUCACGACGACUACUUACUAAUGUCAAAGACAAGGACAAACCGGAGGACAGAUUGGGAGCAGUAUACAAGAUCAAAUGCUGCGACCGCCAGGCUACUUACAUUGGUGAAACCGGCAGAAACCUUAGCACGCGACUGACCGAACACAAACAAGCGACGAGGAAUGGUCACGUUAAUAAUCACAUUGCUGAACACCACUAAGAGGGUGCUAAUGGGGGUACCCAAUUCCCAGUUAACUACUAUUUUUGAGGGCAAUUAUCAGUCAACUACUAUUUUUUUGGCCAAAUAUCAGUUAAUUGUUAACCCCAUUCGCACCCUACACUAAUACAGACCAAAUACCAAACCGACUGAUACUCUGCGACAUGUAUUACGUGUUCUACAGACUACUAUCAACAACACACUUUAGAAAGCUGGUUUACUAACUUAGAAAAAACGCCACUGAAUCGUAGUCAAUAGUUACUGGCACCGUACAAACGGCUUUUUUACGAAAUCAAGCAAAACUAACUACAAGAGAACGACUGGACUGACAAUUUGGCAAACAACAACAGACGAUUGUUUAACAGUGACAAAAUAGACGGAUCGAAACGCACCAAUUACAUUACAAGUCUUCAUAAUCAAUAACAUAAAGGCUUAACGACCAAUGACAGACGACCAAUAACAUUGCGACGUAAUUGACCAAUCAGGUCAAUAACCAGAGUACAAUACCAUCAACUGACGUGAUACAACUCACUUUGACUCUGAAGGUGACAACCACACAGGUUGUCGAAAUGUCAGUCACUAUCAACGACAACAGUCCUUUUCAGGAAUACGUUCACCCGGACGAUCAAACUCAACCUACAUUAUUAUGAUGAAGAUGAUGAUGACGACGACGACGACGACGACGACGACGACGACGACGACGACGACGACGACGAC